AUGGAGGACACGACCAUGCUCGAGAGCCCGCCAGGCCUCUUCGAUGAGCUCGGCUUUACCAUAUGUCCCAAUGGUCUGUCGGAAGACAGCAUACACGAGAUUGAAGAUGCCAUUACCAGCGCACAUGGAACGAUAGUACCCUUUGAUGCCCCCAAGGGCCGCAUAGAAAACCUCAAAGAUAUCAACUACAUCGUGUCAGAGACGGCCGACUUCCCAGACUACCACCGCGCUCUCGAUCUCAUGAUACACGUUGUGAAGCCAACAUGGGUGCACGCGUCUCUCCAAAGCAUGAAGACCAAGAACCCACGAGCAUAUAGCCCAGAUCCGGCGCUCUUCAUGAGCGAUGUCGUCAUAUGUUGUGGAGAAAUACCAAACGGAGAUAAGGAGGCAAUUGAAGGUGGCGUACUGGCCCUCGGUGGGCAGAUUGCACCAAGCCUUUCGAAACAGGUAACGCAUCUUAUUGCGCUCGAUGUGAGUGAGCCGCGGUGUCAGCUCGCCAUUAGCAAGCGUCUCCAGCUUGUGAUUGUGCUACCCCACUGGUUCGAUGACUGCCUCAAAGUUGGUCGCAGGAUAUCAGAACGCCCCUACACGCUACCAAAUCCCGAGAUCCUCGCCGAUGCCGAACCAGGCGCAAUCCCCCCCACACGAACAAGCCAGCAGAUUCGAGACGCGACCACACCAGAACCACAAAACGAGCCUGUGCCAUUGCCGCCCCACCUGGAACCACCACGCGCAAUCAAGGCUUUCGAAGGAAAAAGUGUCAAGCUUGGAGAAGACUUAAACAUCAGCACCAAGCUAAGGGGUGUCAUAACCGGUAUGAUCCAGGCCGGCGGCGGCAGUGUGACGUCCAAAAUCGAUGAGGCGGACAUGUACGUUUGCAACUAUCGGGAAGGCACCGAUUAUGUCAAGGCUUCGCAAGCGCAGAAGGAUGUAGGCAACCUAGGUUGGCUGUAUUACCUUAUCACUCACGGCAUCUGGACAAACCCCAUGCAGCGAAUGCUGCACUAUCCACGGCCACGUGAAGGCAUCCCGGGGUUCGACAGUUACAAGAUCAGUAUCUCGAGCUACACAGGCGAAGCACGGGUUUAUCUGGAGAACUUGAUCAAGGCCACAGGUGCAGAGUUCACAAAGACGUUCAAACAGGACAACACCCAUCUCAUCGCCGCACAUAAAAACAGCGAAAAGUGCGAAGCUGCAGCCGAAUGGGGUGUGAAUAUUGUCAACCAUCUCUGGCUUGAAGACAGCUAUGCCAAAUGCAGGGAAAUGCCACUAACAGAGAAUCGCUACACGUACUUCCCAGCACGUACAAACCUGGGAGAGGUCUUGGGUCAAACCGAAAUUGAUCGUGACGCUACGGAGAAAAUAUUCUUCUCGAAGCAAACGAAACCUGUUAAAGCCGUUAAGGCAGCACCUCAGAGCAAGGAUGCUUCAGCGUCAAGGGUAGUACCACGAGCAAGCGAGCCCCCGGCCCCGCGCAGCCCGCCUAUGGCUGAGAAAGCUAAACGUGCAAAGUCGGGAGGUAGUGUUCAAACGCCAGCACCUCCACGUCAAACAGAUGGAGAGAAUCAUACACCUGGUAGUCGUGGCGCCAAAGAUCGAGCGCUGUCAAAACUGCAUGAUUUUGCGCCGGAUAUCGCCCAGUUUGAGAAAGAGAUGAAGCGCAAGGGCGGAGUCAUACAUGGAGGACGUCGGCGAACAGAAGAUGAGGUGGAGGAGCGAGCGAAACAAGCAAAAGGAGGCCGUGAUUCUGUCUCAAGCAAGCGUUCGAUUGAAGAAGUUGACGAAGAUGAAGAAACAGAAGAUGAGGCUCCAGAUGUUCCAGCAAAGAACAAACGAGCAAAGAAGGAAAAAUUGACACCUAUCAAAUUCCGCAUGUUGAUCUCGAAAGACGAGCGAUGGACCAACAACGCGGAGAAAGAGUCCAAAGAUAAGGCGCGUCUGCGCGAGCUUGGCCUUUUCAUCACCGAUGACUUCAAGAAAGUAGACCUUGUCUGUGCACCCCAUCCAGUCCGGACGAAGAAGUUCAUUGCGUCGCUCGCAUGUGCGCCCACUCUGGUAUCGACAAGCUAUCUCGACUUUGCGCUCAAGAACAAUAAACUACCACCAGUCGAAAAGCAUCUCCUGCAAGCCAAAGACUUUGAAAAAGCCAACAAGUUCCGCCUGUCCGAAGCGCUCGAACGCGCCAAGCAAAACAAGCACCGCCUCCUCAAAGACUGGACUAUUUUCUGCACGGAGAAAGUGGCGGGCGGCUUUGACACGUACAAAGACAUUAUCGAAGUCAACGGCGGCAAGUGUUCGCUCUGGAAAGGCCGCCCGACUACGGUAUCAGCAUCUAAGCGCAUACGCAACACGUCAGACAAAGAAGUCAGCCAGAACCAGGUCGAAGACGAAGGUGACGUCCUCUACCUGAUUUCCGAUGCUGACAAGCGCGAAUUCAACAACUGGACAAAGUUCCGUGAGCUCGCCAAGAAACACGACAUGGUUCCGCGCAUUGUCAAGACAGAGUGGCUGCUGAGUGUGGCCAUGGCGCAGUACGUGCACUGGGACCCGCAGUGGGAGCUUGACGAGGAUGUUGUGAAUGCUGGUGCGAAGAAGUAGAUGUUGCUGUAUGGAAACAUAGUUUGUACGUUGUUUUGUUGUUAGCAUACAUGUCACGGCGUGAUGAAUGUCCCACGGUUAAAGCGAUAGGCGUUGCCGGGCCCAGGUUUCCGUGGUAAUUGUACAUUAUAGUCUUGUAUAGGGUAUUGUCUGGGCUACUUAGCU
This is a messenger RNA of Exserohilum turcica Et28A, 2763 nucleotides long. RefSeq lists its product as uncharacterized. Gene Ontology annotation, cellular component: Cul8-RING ubiquitin ligase complex; nucleus. The record is from RefSeq and is a predicted model, not a curated record. NCBI's taxonomy places the organism in Eukaryota, Fungi, Ascomycota, Dothideomycetes, Pleosporales, Pleosporaceae. Bases 1 to 2598 code for a protein of 865 amino acids. The transcript has 3 exons. Gene Ontology annotation, biological process: DNA double-strand break attachment to nuclear envelope; double-strand break repair.